AUGGAAGAAUAUAGACAUCAAGUUGGGGGUCAUUGCAAAUUGAUCAAACCCAAAGAUUCAUCAAAAGUUUACAAACCAUUAAUAGAAAAUGAAUAUAUAUUUUAUGAAAAAUUAAAAAACUUUCGUUCUUCUUCUGCAGAAUCUAGUCCUUUACAAAUUUUAAAAAAAUUUAUUCCGAAAUUUUAUGGCGUUGUAGAUAUUGCUGUUGAUUCUUUUUCUGACUUAAGUAGUGAAACAUUUAGGAGGGAUUCAAAAAUGAUAGAAAAAUCAAAAAAAAAAAAUAAUAACAUGAAAUAUAUUCGAGUUAAUAGGAAUGAAAAAAAGAAAGAUUAUAUAUUCCCCAAUGCAGAUUCUAAUCACACUGAAACAGAGGCACUUUGCAAUAAUGAAAGUGUUUCCAUAAAUCUGAAUGGCGAAAUAAACAAUGCAAAGGUUGGGGAAAUAGACUGUCAAACAAACUUAAACGAACAUAAUAAUGCAACGGUUGGCGACAUUGCAAAUCAAGAGGAUGAGAAAAAGUGGAUCCCACAUAUAAUUUUAGAAGAUUUAGUAAACGGAUUCAAAAGGCCAUGUGUGUUAGAUAUAAAGAUGGGAAAAAGGCAACGAAAAAUUGGUGCAUCAUUAGAAAAAAAGAAAAGACAAGUUGAAAAAAGCUUUAAAACAACUAGCCAUUCAUUAGGGUUUCGAUUAUGUGGAUGUCAACAUUAUAAUAAAUUACAAGACACAUUAUUUUAUAAAGAUAAAUAUUGGGGUAGAAGUUUAAGUAAAGAAAAUAUUCCAUGGGCAAUUAGAAACUGGUUUUGGAAUGGAACAUUAUUAUAUGAUGAAUUAAUUCCAAUACUUUUAGAAAAAUUACAUGUUUUUUUUAAUUGUAUUGUUGAGUUAAGACAUUAUAGGUUUUGGUCAUCUUCUUUAUUAUGGGUUUUUGAUGGAGGCUUAAAUGAUAAAAAAGAACGAUCAAAUUCGUUAGAUAUAAGAAUGAUUGAUUUUGCUAAUACAAUAUAUUUACAAGAUAACCCUUCUGUAGAUGAAGAAUAUAUUUUUGGAUUACGUAAUUUAAUUUAUUUUAUUCAAAUAUUAUAUAAUUGUAUACAUAAUAUAUAUUUUUUACCUUAUGAAAUUAAUACUUGUUUUUAUUCUGAAAAUUAUAAAUUUACAAAAAAAAAUAAUUCCAUUCAACCUUUUUAUCACAACAUUGUUAAAGGGAGGGUGAAAUCGGAUAUUGUUGACCAAAUUAAAGAGAAGAAAAAAAAAAAAAAAAAAAAAAAUCAAAAAAAGUUAAAAAAAAAAAAUUUUGAAAAUUGUGGAAAAUUACAAAAUGAUACAUUACUGAAAGAUACAUUUAAUGCUCAAAAGGUUGAUAAAGAAAAAGAUGACGAUAACGAAAAGACAAAUAUAAAGAUGAAUACAAAAUGCAUAUUGAACGAUAAUUAUAUAGACACAUUUGAUUGGAAAAAAAAUAAAAUUAUAAAUAACAAAAAUAAUGAAUUAAAUAACUACAAUGAAAAUAUCAAAAAAGAAAUUAUAUUUGAUAAAUUAAAUGAAUGUAAAGAGAAUCUGUUGAAGGAUGAUCCCAAAUAUAUAAACCAUGAACAAAACAAAAUAGAAAGUGAUUCAAAAAUUGAAUCAAAAAGAGAAAAUAAUGGAAAUGACAUAAAUAGCGUGAUGAUUCAAUGUCUAAAUGAUAAUAAAAUUUAUUCUAAAAAUUUGAUUGUAAAAAAGUUAUGUUCAAAAUUAUCAAAUUUGUCAAUUUAUAAAAAUUAUAAAGAAAAAAAUAUAAAUGGAUUAAAUUUCACAUAUUUAUCAUUAGCCGAAAAAACACCAAAAAUAUAUAAUAGAAAAAUAGCAUUAAAAAAUAUAAAUUGUAAUUCAGAUUCUUUUUUACUUUUUAAGAAAAGCUUAAAUUUGAAUAGUGUUAAAAAAAUUGUAAAAAAAAAAAAUUUCCAAAUGUGCGAAAAAUCAAAUUCAUGUACAGAUAUUUUUAUAAGUAUAAAAAAAGACAAAAAAAAAAAAAAAUAUUAUAAAAAAAAAAUUAACAUGUAUAUUUUAAGAAAAUAUAAUGAGUUUUAUAAUAUUAAAAGAUUUACAAAAUCAACAAACCAAAUGAAAUAUUUACGUAAUAAUAAUAAUAAUAUGUCUAAUAGUAGACAUAGUAAUAUUUAUAAAAAAAAUAAAAUCUAUAAUAAAUUUUAUAAAAUUAAUAAAAAUAAAAAAAUAUAUUAUUCAAAUUUUAUUAAUAAACCAUUAGAAGAAUUCAAUGUUUAUUCAGAAUAUAAAAAUAAAAAUAAUAAUAAUAAUAAUAAUAAUAUGUUUUUUAUUGAUGGUGCUAUUUUAAAUAAUUCGAAAAAAAAAAAUAUUUUUUUUAAUAAGCAUAUUAAAUAUGAGUUAAAACGUAAAAAUUUAAUCAUCCCUUUAACAGAAACAAAUGAAAAUUAUAAAUAUAUUCGUAGAUCUUUAUCUGAACCUAAUAUUUAUAAAUUUAAUAGAUUUAUUUAUACCUCUAAUAAUUUUAAUACUACAGAAAUUCAUUAUAGUAACUUAAUAAAAAAUAAAUUAAUUAACGUUCCUAUAUAUGGCCAUAUUUAUGGAUUUAUUUCAAGUUCAACUAAUGUUGAUUAUUUUUCGAAUUGUUCUAUAAGUGAAUAG
Plasmodium yoelii is the source of this 2646-nucleotide messenger RNA. RefSeq names its product inositol polyphosphate kinase, putative. Gene Ontology annotation, cellular component: nucleus; cytoplasm. The record is from RefSeq and is a predicted model, not a curated record. NCBI's taxonomy places the organism in Eukaryota, Apicomplexa, Aconoidasida, Haemosporida, Plasmodiidae. Bases 1 to 2646 code for a protein of 881 amino acids. Gene Ontology annotation, biological process: inositol phosphate biosynthetic process; phosphatidylinositol phosphate biosynthetic process. The transcript has a single exon. Gene Ontology annotation, molecular function: inositol hexakisphosphate kinase activity.